UUUGUCGCUGAAAACAUGCGGUCUCUACAGUUCAGUUACGUAAAUGUCGGUUUCUAAACGCUUUGGCAGCAAGUUUGGAUUCUCAAAGAAGCACUGCGCUCCUGUCUUGCCAACGCUUUUGAAGACGGAAAUCCCAAGCACCCCUCGCCCAAGUCCGUGCCGUGGUACUACGAAACCGCGACGCAACCGCGCGACCCAUCCCGAUCUUGUCUAUGCUGCAUCCGAUCGAUCUCGAACAGGGCGGCAGAAGCAGCAGCAUCAUCAGCAUUAGCAGUAGUCUUGCCCGGGAUCUCGCUUGGAACGGACGUGAAAUCGGCAUCUCGCUGUUGUAGUGUUGGGUUUCAGGAGCAAAGUAACCAUCGGCUGGCACCGUUUAUUCUUGUGAUUGAACCAAGAUGAGCCGCCGGUGGCCAUCUUGAGGUGGAACAAAACGGGAGUGCAAAGGCGAUUAUGAAUGGGAAUCAGUGUUUGAAAGGCCAGUGUCUGUCUGUCUGUGGUGUGAGUGUGUGCUGAUAGCGUUGAACCGAUUGCGAUAGGGCAUCGGUCGCGCAGCUAGAAGCUCUCUCGGGAUCGAUCGUUGGCAGGCUGGAUGGUUGCUGGUAAUCCUUAGCAGCCCGGAGCCAAGAGAAGCCGCCUGAUAAGCGCUCGGGGCUAGGGUGAAGAUCGAAUCGUUUGCAUUAGAGCGCCACAUAUUGGCCACAGUGACAAGGUGAUCAAGUGUUGAAAAGAGAGCUGCGGUGACUGCCGGGACCGAAGGCUUUAAGUUACUUAAGUGCGUGGUUAUGAACGCAAAAUGUCCUCGAUACGACGAAUCCUGUUUGUGAUCGCAGUAGCGCUGUUGCCACUGGCACUCGCCAUUGACGCCCGGCAGCUGUACAGUUACGCGGACGAACCAAGUGAGGUGCUGCCACGUGGCGAUGAGGCGUUUGGAUACAUCGACCUGGAAUUGCCGAUCUUCUUUUACAACGAGAGAUACGAUCGCGUUUAUAUCAACACCAACGGUAUACUGUCGUUCGGAGGGGAGCUGUCCGGGUAUCUGAAUCUUCCGUUCCCGCUCGGCAACCCAUCGAUCGCACCGUUCUAUGCGAACGUGGACACCACGCUGCCGAACGAUACGGCCACGAUCGUGUACUUUAAGUCGCGUGAUCCCGCGCUGCUGGACCAGACGACACUGCUGGUGCAUCAGAGCUUCAGUAAUCACGUUGAUUUUGAGGCACGCCAAGUGUUUGUCACAACGUGGGAACAUGUGGGACACUACAACAUGAAGAACCAGGUGCAGAACUCGUUCCAAGUGGCCAUCAUCCAGGGAGAUGCGGAUACGUUCGUGCAGUUCCUCUAUCCGGAGCAUGGCAUUAACUGGAUCCAGGGUGAAACCGGUGACAGUGGGUUGCCGGAUGUGCGUGCGCAGGCUGGAUUCACCGGAGAGGACGAUCGGAUCUACAAUCUGCCCGGAUCGGGUACCGACAAUGUGCGUCAUUUGGCUGACUCUUCCAACAUUAACGAACCGGGUGUUUGGUUGUUCCGUGUUGGGCCACUGUCGGCGGAAGCGAAUGUCGAACUACCGGACGUAGCGAUCCACCAGCAGUCGAGCGAACCGAGAAGCUGUGCCGAUGGUGGUCGUUUCAAGUGCCACUCGGCCGCUACCUGCGUGGACAAUAAUUGGGGCUACUGCUGCAAAUGUCGCCCUGGAUUCUAUGGCAAUGGAUUCAGCUGCGUAAAGAGCGAUAUUCCGCUGCGAGUGUCUGGAAAACUGUUGGGAAAUGUUAAUGGCGAAAGCAUUGACACUCAGCUCCAAUCGUACAUUGUGAUGGCCGAUGGGCGCACGUACACGGCCAUUAGCCCACUGGAGGAACAGAUCGGUACGGAUCUGCAGCUGGCUCAAACUCUCGGUGCAACAAUCGCUUGGCUGUUCGCGAAACCAGUCGGUGAAACGAUCAACGGUUAUCAGCUAACCGGUGGCAAGUUGAACCAAACCAGUACGCUACGGUUCGAGACGGGCGAAACACUGCACAUCACUCAGCGCUACAGUGGAUUGAACGUUUGGGAUCAGCUGGCACUCGAUGUGGAGCUCACCGGAAAUCUGCCAUCCGUUCCGGCGCUGGAGAAGCUACAGCACGAGGAUUACACGAUCAAGUUCCGCCGUGCCGGCAAUGGACGACUGCAGACGGUCAGUACGCACAAGUAUCACGUGGCCUCGCAAUCGCGCGAUAUCACGGCUACGCUCUACCAGGACGUCGCGUACGAGCAGUGCCGAGGCACUGAUGAUGACCAUGCGGGCAAGGAAGAGGCAACACUCAAGAUUACUCGCGUCAACCUAGGCUACGAACCACGCGAGAAGGCCGUCCGGAUGGGCAUGCUGAGCAAGAUGAUCAUCGGCGAUCAGUUUAAUCCGUGCGAUGAGGCCAACUGUGGGGAUAACACGAUUUGCAUCCCGAAUGCCGACGAUACUUAUGAUUGUAACUGCAAGAACGGAUUCACCUACGUACCGUACGGAAACACGGAUCGCGUCAACUGUGUGGACAUCGAUGAAUGCUCGGGUAUUAAUAUCUGCGAUGAGAAUGCAAUAUGCUACAACGAACCGGGUGGCUACAGUUGCCGCUGUAAUCCGGGCUUCGAAGGCAAUGGGUAUCAGUGUGACAAGAUCGGCCAGCCAACGUCUUCUCCGUAUACUGUUGCCACGCCAAUCUACAAUGAGUACGAAAGGGAAGCGGGGCGAGGGGAUGAACGCGCUAAGCAGUGCGAUCGCUGUGCGGAGUUUGCGGACUGUGUGGAAGGUCAAUGUGAAUGCCGUUCGGGUUAUGAAGGGGAUGGAGUGUCCUACUGCCAGUUUGUCUGUGAUCGCGAUAGUGUCUGGAAUGGGGAAGCUUGUGUCAAGGAGCAGUAUGCUGAUGAGUAUGAGAUUGCACCGUUCUGCUUCAACAUGGGCUGUACCUGCCCUACCGGGUAUCAGCUGAUCGAGUACGCGUUCAAUCAAAUCUGUCGCCUGGUCGAUCCGGAAUCGUUCCCCGAUGGAUCGCUCUCGGCCGAUCUGCCGUCCUGUGAUGUGGAGAACAAUUGCAGCCCGCACGCGAACUGCGAGUGGCGCGAAAAUUUGUACCGGUACGAGUGCAUCUGCAAUCCCGGAUACGAUGGCAAUGGGUACACGUGCGUGGAGAAGGAGGUAUCGUGUUUGGACGAUCAGGACAUCUGCGACAUUCAUGCGUCCUGUAAUUACAUUCUGAACCUCAAGACAUCGAUCUGCGUGUGCAACAAGGGCUAUGAAGGGGAUGGCCGUUCCUGCCAGCUGGCACCGGAGUGCGGAGUGGACGAUGACUGUGGUAUGAACUCGGUGUGUAAUGAUGGUGUCUGCGUGUGCCAGGAUGGUUACGAGCGGGAUCUGUCCGAUUUCUGCGUUCGUGCUGGAUCAUGCGGAGGGGCGUACUGUGCCGAAAAUGCUGUCUGCGUUCUUGACGAGAUCCAGAAGAUCCCGUACUGUCACUGCCCACAAGGAUUCAUCGGUGAUGGUGUUUCGCAGUGUAAGUCCAUUCCGCCACCGUGUAACGUGCGCAACAACUGUGGUCUGCAUGCCACGUGCGCACCAAGCUAUAGACAAUCCAACACGUACGAGUGUGCUUGCAAUCCGGGAUACUUUGGAGAUGGAUUCGUUUGUACUCCCGAGCGGAACUGUAUCAACAUUCCCAGUCUCUGCGAUCCGAAUGCAUACUGUGAAUCGACGGGCAACGGAUACCGGUGUAUCUGUAAGGAUGGGUUCAUUGGUAAUGGAACCGUUUGUAACACGGCCCAUCGGUUGGACGAUGGGUUCCUGCUGGUAAGCCAAGGAGUAGUGAACAUUCGCGUUCCGCUCAAUGGUGGUCUGGGUAUCCCGGUGACAGUGGGAUCCAUGUCGAUCGGUUUGGAUCGUGAUUGCGCCGAGGGUAGAAUCUACUGGAGCGAUAACGAUGCAAAGCAGAUCCUAACGGCCAAGUAUGAUGGCUCCGACAAGAAACCGUUCAUCACGAAGGACAUCAAAUCGCCCGAAGGUGUUGCUGUGGAUUGGAUUUCGAGGCGUCUCUACUGGACUGACUCGGAGAAGGAUACGAUUGAGGUCGCUAGCUUGGAAAACCCGGAUCUGCGGUCGGUGCUGGUUUCAAAGCAUCUCGUCAACCCACGUGGCAUUGCGGUGGAUCCACAUCAGAAUAAAUUGUUCUGGUCGGACUGGAAUCGCGAGGGGCCCAAAAUUGAAUGGUCCAACCUGGACGGUACAGAGCGGCAGCUGUUGGUCGGUAGUCCACAGGUAGAGCUUCCGAACAGCAUCCAGGUCUCGAUGGCAAGCGGAGAACUGUGCUUUGCCGAUGCUGGAACCAAGAAGAUCGAGUGUAUCGACACGUACAGCAAGCAGCUUCGCACCAUUGCCAGCAACCUGUCUUAUCCGUUCGGACUGGCCGUUACUGAUGAUCUGUUCUACUGGACCGAUUGGAGCACUAAAAAGAUCGAAAGCAUUAACAUAUACGGUGUGCGCCAGAAGAGUAUCCACUUGCCGCUAUUUGCAAACCACAGGAUGUACGGAAUGACGGCGGUCACCGACAAGUGUCCACUGUUCCACAGCGCGUGCGUCAUCGACAAUGGCCACUGUCCGGAGGACAGGAUCUGUCUCAUCAAUCCGCGAGCACCCUCGGGCCGAAGCUGCAAGUGUACCAAUAAUUGUAACGAUGUAGUACUAGACUACUGAGGCUAGUGGCCAGACCAUAGCUACCCGUGUUUCCUUCUAGCUGCGCAUCGCCGUGGGUGGGAGAAGGUAGCGGACCUGGAAAGCAAUUCAAACUGCCUGCAUAAUUUUGUCUGUUUUUCCAGAAGUAGAUUAGAGAGCGAGAGAAACUUUAGAGUGCCAUAUUCGGAGGAGAUUUUUUAAAUAAACCGAAACAGACCACUAAAAGUA
Messenger RNA from Anopheles aquasalis, 4915 nucleotides. RefSeq names its product Nidogen (gene Ndg). The record is from RefSeq and is a predicted model, not a curated record. Gene Ontology annotation, molecular function: calcium ion binding; Wnt-protein binding; Wnt receptor activity. Gene Ontology annotation, cellular component: plasma membrane. Gene Ontology annotation, biological process: cell-matrix adhesion; canonical Wnt signaling pathway. NCBI's taxonomy places the organism in Eukaryota, Metazoa, Arthropoda, Insecta, Diptera, Culicidae.